Cladophialophora immunda is the source of this 1495-nucleotide messenger RNA. RefSeq lists its product as uncharacterized. NCBI's taxonomy places the organism in Eukaryota, Fungi, Ascomycota, Eurotiomycetes, Chaetothyriales, Herpotrichiellaceae. The record is from RefSeq and is a predicted model, not a curated record. The transcript has a single exon. The coding region runs from base 119 to 1279 and encodes 386 amino acids.
GAACACCUUCUCUAAGCCUGAAAGGAGCCCUGGUUCUUGCGGACACUGUUCCACUGUCAUAGUCUUUGCCAAAGACAUCUCGUAGUUGGCUCCAACCCGAGAAGCGCUCACUUUCACCAUGCCAACCACGUCCAAAACAUACAGUCUUCUUCUCCUCGGUGACGUAAUGAUUGGCCGUCUCAUCGAUGCCCUGCUGCCCACCAGUAUAGCCCGCCAGUCGCCGCAGUCCGACCCUGAGUCAGCCGCAUGGACAGUUGACAAACACAUUCUGCCACGUUACCCCCAACUCAAAUCAUACAACUACCUCUCACCGUGGGGCAACAGUGUUGACUUGAUUCGCAAGUCAGAUCUUGUGCUUGCAAAUCUCGAAACAGCUGUGACGACAAGCGAGAAGAAGUGGCCGAGCAAGGUGUUCAACUACCGUUCCCACCCGGGGAACAUCCAGUGUUUGACAGAGGUCGGUAUAGGUGGUGGGGCGAGACGGGGCUAUGUGAGCUUGGCGAACAACCAUACGCUCGAUUGGGACAUUGAGGGUCUGCAAGAAACAGUCAAAGUGUUGGCUGAGAAUGGUGUAGAGUUUGCAGGGGCUGGCAGAACAAAGGAGGAGGCGCACAAACCCGCCACACUGUGGGUUGGAGGUGCAGAUGGGUGGGAUAUCAAGUGCUGGAGUUUCGCAGAUCACCCGAAUGAGUGGGCGGGAGUGGACGCCUUCAACUACAUCGAGUACACGGGGAAGGGGAGGGACACGGUCAAACAACAGCUCCUGGCGAAAGAUCACAGCGAGGGACAGAGAAAGUUGGGUUUGAAAGUUGUGUCGAUGCACUGGGGUCCAAACUAUCGCUGGCGUCCCGCAAAGGAAAUUGUCGACCUCGCGCAUUGGAUGAUUGACGAGUGCGGGGUGGACAUAAUCCAUGGGCAUAGCAGCCACCACGUUCAGGGCGUGGAGAUAUACAACGGGAAGCUGGUGAUCUAUGGGUGUGGAGACUUUGUGGAUGAUUAUGCGGUCGACGGCAAUUACAGAAACGAUUUGAGUGCGGCGUGGAAAGUUUCCGUUGGUGAGAAGACGGUAAAGAAGGCGGGAGAAAGCGAGCUCGAGGUGAGGAGGCUGGAGGUCUUUCCCAACAGGAUCCAGCGGUUCCAGGCACACCUAUUGAAAGGAGACGACCCAGAUCAUGAAUGGGUGGAGCGUACCUUCAGGAGAUUGUGUCACCGGUUCGGAACUGAGGUUGAGAAAAACUUGGGAGAUGAAGCGCAGAUCGUUGUCGAAGUCAAGACCUAACCGUUCAAUUCUGUUGAGGCAGAGCGCAUGGAUGGUCAUCUGUCGUUAGCAUGGUGAUCAACAACGUCUUUCAUUGACCCGCUGGAUUAAUUGGGGCCUUGUCCGAACAAGCCACCCGCGCAGCGAUCGGCAAGUUCAUAUGAUGACAGGCUAUGUACGGAGUGCUCGGUAAUGUAUGAGUCUCGUGAUUGGACUGUCUUGCUUCACAUCUUAAUU